UUUGCUCAGCCAGCUGUGUUAUCCCUUUCUUUGAGGGAUUUUAUUGUCACGGUUUAGCUAGCCCUUGACCUUCUGCUUCUUUGUAACUAUUACUUUGACUUUUAGACAUUUUAGUAGUGCCAUGGAGAACCCUGCACCAAACGGCGAAGCUCCUAUUGAGAGUCAGACCCAUCUUGAGCCGUCUGGUUUGGACUUGCAACAAGGACAAGGUGCACCAGCUCAGGACAACUCCGCCUUUCAGGAGGCCUUGAAAAAGGCGCAGGAGCUUGCGGCAGGUCUGAGGCAACAGCAGCCAGAAGCUGGUGAGGCUGUAGGCCUUGAUCAAGGCUUUAAGCGCCCAAACGAGGACAUGGCUGGUCUUGAUAAUCCUGCUAAGCGUGCAAUGACUGCCGAAGCUGCAGCCAAUUUCGACUUCGCUGCGGCUCAGGCUCAAGCUCAGGCAAGGGCAGCGAAAAUCAUGCAAGGCAUGAUGCCAAACGGAGAAGAAGUAAAAGUUCCUAACCGUAUGGUUGGAAUCAUUAUUGGCAAGAGUGGAGAAACAAUAAAUCGUUUGCAGGCAGAUAGCAAUGCGCGUAUCCAAUGUGCUCCUGCUCUGCCUGGCAAUCCGCAAGAUGGCGAGCGUGUCAUUUCCAUUACUGGUACGCCAGAGUCUAUUGCAGCCGCUAAGAUGAUGAUCCAAGCGCUGGUUGAACAAGGACCUGACAACCCCGCCCCGCAGCAGCCUCCUAUGCCUGGUUUGCCAGGAGCAGAUGCUGACGCCAUAGAAAUAAUGAUUCCUCAGGCAAAGGUUGGCCUCAUCAUUGGCAAGGGGGGAGAGACUAUCAAACGGCUGCAGCAACAAGCCAAUUGCCAUAUGCAAAUGGUUCAAGAUGGUCCAUAUCAGCAUGCACCUCAGAAGCCACUCCGAAUCCAGGGCAAUGCUCAGGCUAUGGAUCAAGCCCGGCGUCUCGUUGAAGAGCUGAUGGCCGAGCGCGAUGCUAUGGCGGGUGCGAACCCAGGUGCUGGUGGCGCUGGUGGUGGACACAUGGAGAUUCCCGUCCCCCGUGAGAUGGUCGGUAUGGUCAUUGGACGUGGCGGUGAGACCAUCAAGAAGAUCCAAGCAGAGACUGGCGUGCGCAUUCAGUUUAGCCAGGAACAAAAUGGAGGACCUAUCCGAAACGCUGUCCUUACUGGCCCACCUGAUGGUCUGCCACAAGCAAGACAGAUGGUUACAGACAUUCUGGAGCGUGCUGAGAGCAACAGCCGUGAAGGACGCGGUGGUCCUCGCAUGGGAGGUGGCGGUGGAGGCAGUGGCACUGGAGCCAAUGCAGGUGGCGGUCCGAUGGAUGUGUGCGAGUUUCCUGUUCCCGGGGCGAAAUGUGGUCUUGUGAUUGGACGUGGUGGUGAGACCAUCCGUGCGCUGCAGCAGGAAACUGGUUGUCAUAUCCAGCUGAAUCGCAAUGCUCCAUGCGGCCCGGACGAGAAAGUGUUCACUCUACGCGGCUCUCCCGACCAAAUAGCCCACGCCCAGGAUAUGAUCCGGCAGAAGUGUGACAUGCCCCCUGGUGCCAACAACUAUGGUGGUGGUAAUCAGCAGCAGGGUGGUUAUGGCCAGCAAAAUAUGAUGGGCGGCGGCGGUGGUGGACCAAUGGGUGGUCAAAUGCAUAUGCAAGGACAGCAGCAUAUGCAAGGACAGAUGCCAAUGCAGGGUCAGAUGCCCAUGCAGCAACAAGGUAUGUAUGGCCAGCAGCAGCAACAACAGCAGCAGCAGUGGGGCCAGUAUCAGAUGGGUGGCCAGCAGCAAGGUUAUCAGCAGCAGCAGCAGCCUCAAGACAUGCAGGCGCAGCAGCAAGCCUGGGCCCAGUAUUACCAGCAGUACUAUCAGCAACAGCCGCAGCAAGCUGGUGCCGCCGGUCAAGCAGCUCAGCCUGCAGCAGCUGCUGCUGCCGCUACGACACAGCAGGGUGCUCAGCAGCAGCCAGCCACCAGCACUGCACAGCAAGCUGGCCAGGCCCAGCCUGCUACGUCUCAAGCCCAAGGCAAUGCGGCAGAUAUCCAAGCACAGUGGGCGGAGUAUUAUCGACAGAUGGGCUAUUCAUACCCAGCUCAACAGCAACAACCAGCACAGCAGCAGCCAUCUCAGUAAAGGGCACUAUGCUGCGUUUCUUAUGGCUUGGGUGUGUAAGACAUUUCCCCUCUCGGUCGUCUUUGUUUAGAAUUGUGUCUUCUCCCGGUGCCUGGAAGAUUCUUCGUGUGUGAGUCUCUUUGUGUGUGUGUGUGUGCGCGCGCGCGCGCGCGUGCGUCCACUUGUCUUUGUGCUGAUUAUCUGCGAUCAUUCGUCGUCCUGGCCGUGCUUGUGUGUGCUAGACUUGUGGCCAGUCAAUGCGAGUAAAAACAUGCUUCGCGUAUGCUGCUACUGAAAUCUGGAAGGCUGUCACUGUACUUGAUAUGGCAUACCUCGGUUUCCAUUCCAAUCAUGAUAUACAUGCAUAAAAGUAGGAACUUUGCAAGAGAGAUUAUCAUCAUUCGUGUCCUAGUAAUAAUCUUCUUGUAUCAUGAAACCACUCAUAAAAAAACAUUUCUUGACUUGCCUCCCACCUUUCAAUGAUGACAGUCUAGUCGGUCUGUUCUGUCUCUUCUUACGUCUCAUAGAACUUUGAUUUGCAAUACUUCUUUUUUAACGUGGCGUGGCACACUGUGUUGUUGAUGGGACGGACCUGUUCUUACGCUCCUGGA
Sycon ciliatum is the source of this 2715-nucleotide messenger RNA. RefSeq names its product far upstream element-binding protein 1-like. The coding region runs from base 122 to 2125 and encodes 667 amino acids. The transcript is spliced from 2 exons. Gene Ontology annotation, molecular function: mRNA binding. The record is from RefSeq and is a predicted model, not a curated record. Gene Ontology annotation, biological process: regulation of gene expression. NCBI's taxonomy places the organism in Eukaryota, Metazoa, Porifera, Calcarea, Leucosolenida, Sycettidae. Gene Ontology annotation, cellular component: cytoplasm; nucleus.